This is a messenger RNA of Moesziomyces antarcticus, 1566 nucleotides long. Its product is annotated as chitin deacetylase Cda1. The coding region runs from base 1 to 1566 and encodes 521 amino acids. The transcript has a single exon. The record is from RefSeq and is a predicted model, not a curated record. Lineage: Eukaryota; Fungi; Basidiomycota; Ustilaginomycetes; Ustilaginales; Ustilaginaceae. Gene Ontology annotation, biological process: carbohydrate metabolic process. Gene Ontology annotation, molecular function: carbon-sulfur lyase activity; hydrolase activity, acting on carbon-nitrogen (but not peptide) bonds.
AUGCCGUCGCUUCGCGGCCACUGUCACUGCGGCGCGCUCGAGUACCAGCUCAAUGCUGACCCAGCGCACUUGCGUCUCUCGGCGUUCUGCCACUGCACGCGCUGCCAGCGAAUCAACGGCGCGCCAUACGUGUGGACGACGCACUGGGCCAAGGACGCUGUCACCUGGUCGUCGCGAGGCAAGCCUUCGUCCGCUCCAGAUGCUACUGCUCAAAAGGUGCUCGGCGAGGGCGUCACCACGGCCAAGCUGUACGAAUCGGUGCCCGGGAGCAAGUUCAAGCUGCGCUGCUCCGAGUGCGGCAACCCCAUGGGAUCGUGGAACGACGCCAAGCAGCAGUGGUCCAUCUGGCCCAGCACUCUGGAACGUCCCAACGGCGACUCGGAGCAGCUGCCCGGUACAGAGGCCUUCCCUGCGACCGCACACAUCUUCUACGGCAAAUGGAAGGUCGCCAAGGUCGUCGACGACUUGCCCAAGUUCCUCGGCUAUCCGAACGAGUCACAGCAGGUGGACAGGGACGCCGAACCGCUGCCGGCCAACUUUGGCGUGGGCGACUUCAACCCGCACGUUCCACGUGACAUGGUCGGCUAUGGCGAGAAGCCUCCGCACCCGCAGUGGCCCAACAAUGCUCGCAUUGCCGUAUCGUUCGUGCUCAAUUACGAGGAGGGUGGCGAGAACCUGACGCUCAACGGCGACCAGUUUGCGGAGCUCUACCUCACCGAAUACGGUGCGGCCAACGGCUCCAAGCCGCCGGCCAACGUGCGCAACCUGAGUGUCGAGUCGGCGUACGAGUUUGGCUCGCACCGUGGAUUCUGGCGUGUGCUGGAUCUGUUCCGCCGCAACGGCCUCACAUUCACCAGCUGGUCGGUCGGCCGUGCUGUCGAGCAGAAUCCUCAGGUGGUCAAGGCGAUGGAAGACGCCGGCUGCGAAGUGGCGAGCCACUCGUACCGUUGGUUCGACCACUCACUCAUGUCGCAGGAGGAAGAGCGUGCGCAGAUCCAGGCGGCGAUUCGCGCCAUCAAGUCGGCCUCGCCCAACUCGCGCGAGCCAAGGGGAUGGUACACCGGUCGCCAGUCGAUCAACACCCGCCGCCUCGUGUACCAGACGUACAAGGAGCUCGGCCUGCACAAGGAGCUCUACGACUCGGACGCCUACGACGAGGACCUCCCCUACUGGGUCCCUGCUCCCGAUGGCACGCCUGGUGAGCACUUGCUCGUGGUGCCGUACACGCUCGACAACAACGACAUGCGCUUCGCCAUCACACCCGGCUUCUUCAACUCCGAGUCCUUCGCCACUUAUCUCAUCGACGCAUUCGAGACGCUCGUGGCUGAAACCUUCUUGCCACAAGACAACCCUCUCUCCGUUCCCAAGAUGAUGAGCGUUGGCCUGCACUGCCGCGUCGUGGGCAGACCAGGCAGGUUCCAGGGCCUCCAACGCUUCAUCGACCACGUUCAGCGCCGCAAUGCCGAACUCACCAAGCAGGGCAACGGUCAAGGCGGCGUCUGGGUUGCCACUCGCCAGCAGAUCGCCGACCACUGGCGCACCCACCACCCCCCGCCCUCGGCAUGA